Molecule: messenger RNA, 291 nt
Organism: Penicillium macrosclerotiorum
Lineage: Eukaryota; Fungi; Ascomycota; Eurotiomycetes; Eurotiales; Aspergillaceae
Exons: 2
Coding region: 1-291 (96 amino acids)
Source: RefSeq, a predicted model, not a curated record
AUGUGUCAGGAAUUACGCAGCAAGACAAUUUAUUGGCGGAUAGAUGCAAAUGGAACGAAAGAGGCGCAGUACAGUUUCGGCGGGGGAGAUCCCUUUACGAAGACCUCCAGCGUGGUUAAGCGAGCUGUUGUAUCCCAUCAUGACGUGUCAAAGCCCACCAAGGCCUAUUUCACGGGGGCAGACGUCACAUUUACCUUGAGCAGCGGGGAGACGAAACGUGAGACCCUGAGGAAGAUGGAGCGGCUCUGGCGACGAGGAUCCAAGACGGACCAGGCAUACUCAAGCAUGUGA